This is a messenger RNA of Ostreococcus lucimarinus CCE9901, 2952 nucleotides long. RefSeq lists its product with no specific name. Gene Ontology annotation, biological process: lactate catabolic process. The coding region runs from base 1 to 2952 and encodes 983 amino acids. Gene Ontology annotation, molecular function: D-lactate dehydrogenase (NAD+) activity; D-lactate dehydrogenase (cytochrome) activity; iron-sulfur cluster binding. The record is from RefSeq and is a predicted model, not a curated record. The transcript has a single exon. NCBI's taxonomy places the organism in Eukaryota, Viridiplantae, Chlorophyta, Mamiellophyceae, Mamiellales, Bathycoccaceae.
AUGCGGGUGAACGAUGGGAGAUAUACCAAGUUUCAGAACGACAUCAAGAGCAUCAUUCCCGAGGAACGCAUUUACACCGAUCCGGUGAAGACGUUCGCGUACGGGACGGACGCCUCGUUUUAUCGUCUCCUGCCGCAGGCGGUGGUGAAGAUCCACAACGAGACCGAGGUGAAGAAGGUUUUGCCCGUCGCGGCAGAAAAUGAAACGCCGGUGACUUUCCGAGCCGCCGGGACCUCGCUCUCGGGUCAAGCGGUGUCGGACUCCAUCUUGCUCAAGCUGUCGCACACGGGGCAGAAUUUCAGAAAGUACGAAAUCAAGGGGGACGGGAGCGAAAUUACCGUCGAACCGGGAUUGAUUUUGGGUGAAGUCAACCGAUUACUUCAAGCACACAAAAUCAAGGGUGGUCACGACGUUCAGUACAAGAUGGGUCCCGAUCCGUCGUCCAUCGACUCGUGCAUGAUUGGCGGCGUCGUCGCGAACAACUCCUCGGGCAUGUGCUGCGGCGUGUCUCAAAACACCUACCACACGCUCAAGGACAUGCGCAUCGUCUUCGUCGACGGUACCGUUCUCGACACGUCCGACCAAGCCAGCCGCGAAUCUUUCAUGCGCACGCACAAGCCGCUCGUCGAGGGUGUGCAAGCGCUCGCGCGCCGCGUGCAAGCGGACGAGGAGCUCACCGCGCUCAUCAAGAAGAAGUUCGCCAUCAAGUGCACCACUGGUUACUCCAUCAACGCCUUGGUGGAUCACCCGGUGGACGACCCGAUCGAAAUCAUCAAGCGUUUGAUGAUUGGCAGCGAAGGUACGCUCGGUUUCGUGAGCCAGGCGACGUACAAGACCGUCGUCGACCACCCGCACAAGGCGAGCGCGUUCAUCGUGUUCCAAGACGUCGAGGAUGCGUGCAAGGCUGCGGCCGUGUUACGUCGGGAAACCGACGUCGAUGCCGUCGAGUUGUUCGAUCGUGCCUCGCUGACGCAGUGCGAAGGUCACGAAAAGAUCAUGAACUUGGUGCCGACGAUUAAGGAGGCGCCCAAGUACGGCGCCGCGCUUCUCAUCGAGUGCCGAGGUGCGACGGAUGAAGAGCUGAACAAAGGUAUCUCUGCCGUCGAGAAGUCCAUCGACAACGCUGGUGUGCGAUUCUUGCACCCGCGCACGGAAAAGUACCCCUUCAGCAAGGAGGAAGACGUUUACAAGGUGUACUGGGACGUCCGCAAGGGUCUCAUCCCGAUGGUCGGUUCCAGCCGCGAAGCCGGUACGUCUGUGCUCAUCGAAGACGUCGCGUGCGAAGUCGACAAGCUCGGUAACAUGACGAAAGACUUGAUCGCCAUGUUUGAAAAGUUUGGAUACGACGAUGCGUCUUGCAUGGGUCACGCCCUGGAGGGCAACUUGCACUUGGUUUUCUCUCAAGGUUUCCGAACCGACGAAGAAGUCAAGAUGUACUCGGCGAUGAUGCAAGAGAUGUGCGAAAUCGUCGCCGUCAAGUACCAGGGCAGCCUCAAGGCUGAGCACGGUACCGGUCGUAACGUUGCGCCGUUCGUGGAGAUGGAGUGGGGUACCAAGGCGUACGACAUCAUGUGGGAGUUGAAGGAGCUCUUCGACCCGAACUACGUGUUGAACCCGGGUGUCAUCCUCAACAGAGAUCCGCACGUGCACGAGAAGAACCUCAAGCCCAAGCCGGUCGCCGAUCCCAUCGUCGACAUGUGCAUGGAGUGUGGCUUCUGCGAAUCCAACUGCCCGACUCGCGACGUCUCGCUCACGCCGCGACAGCGCAUCACCGUGUACCGCGAAAUCUCUCGCCUCCAGGCGAUUGAACCGAACACUCGCACGAAGGAAGACCAGAGCCGAUUGGACGAAUUCCUUGACAUCUUCGCGUACGCUGGUAACAGCACGUGCGCAGCUGAUGGUAUGUGUGAAGUGAAGUGCCCGGUUGGCAUCAACACCGGCGAGCUCGUCAAGAGCAUCCGCAACCGCGAGAUGGAAACCGCGCGAUCGGCCAAGUCCAUGGCUGGCAUGGUCGCGCGCAACUUUGGUGCCGCCACGUCUGUGGUGCCGCCGCUCUUGAACACGGUCUCUAUGGCGCACGGUAUCCUCGGUGAAGGUGUGUUGAAGGGCGUCUCGAAGAUGUUGAACAAGGCUUCGGGCGCCAUGAUUCCGGUUUGGAACCCGUACAUGCCCACUGGUGCUCCCAAGCUUCCGGCGCCGCUUCCGGCGCGUGCCGACGCGGCACCGUCCAAGGGUAUUCCUCGCAAGGUGGUUUACUUGCCGUCGUGCGUGACUCGCAUGAUGGGUCCGGUGAAGGGCGAAGAAGCGAACGGCGGCGUUGCCGACGCGAUGAUGAGCAUCUUGGAUAAGGCCAAGUACGAAGUUGUUUACCCCGAAGGUCUCAACUCCCAAUGCUGCGGGAUGAUCUUCAACUCUCGUGGUCUCAAGGACCAAUCUUUAGCUAAGGGUUACGAUCUCGAGCAAGCGCUCUUGAAGGCUUCCGAAGGGGGCAAGUACCCGAUCAUUGUCGACACGUCUCCGUGCUUGGCGCAGAUCAAGGAGCAACUCGAAAGCCCUGAGCUUCGUUUCGCGCUUUACGAGCCGUCUGAGUUCAUCGCCAACCACCUUAUCGAUAAGCUCGAAUGGAACAAGGUGAAGAAGCACAUCGCCGUGCACGUGCCGUGCUCGUCGAAGAAGAUGGGCGUCGAGCAAACCUUUAUGAAGUUGGCGAGCAAGUGCGCCGACGAGGUCUCCGGCUCCGGUAUCCCGUGUUGCGGUAUGGCUGGUGAUCGCGGUAUGCGAUACCCCGAAAUCACCGACUCUGCCUUGGGCUACAUGAACCUCCCUAAGGGUUGUACCGAUGGCUACUCCACUAGCCGCACGUGCGAAGUGAACCUCUCCAACCACGCGGACGGCGUCCCCUUCCGCGGGUUGGUGUACCUCGUCGAUGAGGCGACUUCCCCGAAAAAGUAA